Molecule: messenger RNA, 1143 nt
Organism: Postia placenta MAD-698-R-SB12
Lineage: Eukaryota; Fungi; Basidiomycota; Agaricomycetes; Polyporales; Adustoporiaceae
Exons: 5
Coding region: 1-1143 (380 amino acids)
Biological process (GO): protein phosphorylation; mitotic DNA damage checkpoint signaling
Cellular component (GO): nucleus
Molecular function (GO): protein serine/threonine kinase activity; ATP binding
Source: RefSeq, a predicted model, not a curated record
AUGACACGGAAAAGCUGCGCGAGAGGAACAAGCAGCCAUUCUGCCAGCGUACCGCAUCGGCUUGACUCGCCUCACAGGGCCACCAACGGAGAGCUUUUGCCAGAAGAAGAAUUCUGGCACAACCACCAAAAAUGGCUGGAAGAACAAGGCUACAUGCUCCGCUCCCGGUACAAACCAGAUUGGACACCCUCGUGGAAGGGCACCAACAAGAAGUAUUGGCAAUGUGAAGACGGCCAGAGUAUUUUGGUCCCUCACCUGCUAGACGCCACGCGGAUCUCCGAUGGCCAGAUGGUGGUUCUCAAGCGAAUCCUCACGACGCAGCACCCGUAUGAAGUCGAGAUCAGUCGACUUUUCUCGGAGGAGCCGCUAGCGUCAGAUCCACGCAACCAUUGUGUCUCCAUACUAGACGUUCUGAAAGUUGAGGACGAGAGCGAUAUGGUGAUCUUGGUUAUGCCACUCCUUCGCCGUUAUGACAGUCCUCGAUUUGAGACCGUGGGAGAGGCCUUGGACUUCUUCCAGCAGAUAUUCGAGGGCUUGCAGUUCAUGCAUCAACAUCAGGUCGCACAUCGCGAUUGCAUGAAUUUGAAUAUCAUGAUGGAUCCUAAACCCCUCUAUCCCGAGAUGUACCAUCCAAGGGUCAUCGACUGGUCCCGCGACAUGCGGCGGCCAGCCAAACACUUCUCCCGCACCACCCAUCCGACGAGAUACUACUUCAUCGACUUUGGCUUAUCGCGCAAGUACAAUGCUGACGAAGGACAGCCUCGGGAGCCGCCAAUCCAGGGUGGCGACAAGUCUGUUCCGGAGUUCCAGCGCUCAUCAGAACCGUGUGAUCCCUUUCCGACUGACAUAUACUACAUUGGCAACCUAAUCCGCGAAGACUUCCUCCAGAAGCUCUGUGGCGUCGAAUUCAUGAAGCCCCUGGUGGAGGAUAUGGUGGCGGACGACCCUACGAACCGCCCCACCAUCGAUAAUGUGCUAGCCCGCUUUAGACAAAUUCACGCAUCGGUUGGCCACCGGAAACGCCGAUCACGUCUAGCCGAUCAAAGAGAAUCGGUGGCCCGACAAGCUCGCAGGAAUGUCAAGCACGCGUUUAUCGCUAUUGGACAUAUAAUCGCCUCCCAUCCCGCUGUUCCUACUGUAUAG